Messenger RNA from Sclerotinia sclerotiorum 1980 UF-70, 846 nucleotides. RefSeq lists its product as hypothetical. The record is from RefSeq and is a predicted model, not a curated record. The coding region runs from base 1 to 846 and encodes 281 amino acids. NCBI's taxonomy places the organism in Eukaryota, Fungi, Ascomycota, Leotiomycetes, Helotiales, Sclerotiniaceae. Gene Ontology annotation, molecular function: fatty acyl-CoA hydrolase activity. The transcript is spliced from 3 exons.
AUGCCUCCUAGACUACAUCAUUUACCUACGCGGCCAUUCACAAGUGUGCGUAGCCCUGUGUUAAAACGUUUCGAAAGCACAGUAGAACGUCAACCAGAUAGCAACUCGAAUUCUCGAUGGCUGAGCACGAUUAAAGCUAGGAUUGGGAAAUGUAUUAUGUUUGGGAUGAGCCGAGAACAAGCACGAGAUGCGGGAAAUAUAUUAGAGAUUUUGGGGCGAGAUUGGAGGGAAUUAGUAGCUGGGAGACUUGGAUACCUGGUGGAUAAAAACAGAGCGGGUUUGACAAGGCAUAAGGUUGUUUGGGGGGAAAUGGAUUGUAUGAAACACGUUAAUAAUGUCAUGUACAUACGAUAUGCCGAGAGUGCAAGAGUAAAUUGGACUCAAAAUUAUGCCAUUCAUAUCGAUCCCCAAAAUAAAGAUAAAUGGAGACAAUUGUGUACGCCAGAGGGUUAUGGAAUGAUACUACGAAGCAUACAUACGACGUACCUCUUCCCUAUGACAUGGCCGGAUCACAUUUCCGUGUAUCAUAAACUUAGCCAUCAACCCAAAAGUGAAGCCGAGUUUUCUUUCAAAUUAGACGUACUAAUCAUGUCGGAAUUACAUCAAAGAUCGGCUGCUAGAUGUGUGGAAGAUAUUGUGACAUAUGAUUAUAAAAAUGGAAAGAAGGAGGGGCUGCAACCAUGGCUUUUGGAUGCUUUUGCGAAGACUUGGGAAGAGCAAAAUAUAGCAAUGGCAAAUGCACGAAAGAAAAUUGAGAAUAUAGAAGAGAAAGUCAGGAGAUUGGAGAUUGAGACCUGGGAUAGGGAGGAUGCGGUAGAGGAUAUGGGUACCGCUAACAGGAUUUGA